AGUCAUUAAUGAAUACCUACUGAUACCAGUAUAUAAACUCAUUUAACAAUUAAAUCGGUAUUAGUUGAUUAUUGGUUAUUUGUACAUGCUAAUUGUUCUAGUAGCGUACAUGCGACUAAAGUGCUCGUUGCUAAUCCAAAAAUUAUCAUCAUAAUAAUACGUUCAAGCGGCAGUUCUUGUUAUUCCUCGCGAAACGCAGUGGAUGAACGAUGAAGUGGUGGUUCGUAGGUUGGUUAGCGAUUGCAGUUUUGGUGGGUACGACUUGGAGCCAAGAGGAAAAAGUUGAAGCGAUUCAUAAGAAAUCUCCAAAUGUCCGACUUUUAAGCAAUCAAACUGCUAACCUCAUAAAAGCGAUAGGACAAGCUGCAGCCACUGGAUCCAAAAACCUUGCUAACUUAACAGGAACUAUUGUCAAGCCGAUUUCAUUAGAUAUUGGAAGUAAAAUUGAACAAUCAGGAAACAAAGUGGCAAGAGUCAUAGAGGCAGUGGGAAACACAUCAGCGCUAGUUGCAAAUAAAUCCAUAGGAAUUGCAGAACAUGCGGCAAAAAAAUUGGUUGACUUUUUUCUUAGUGAUGAUGAAAUAAAAAAGAUUGAGGGAGAUUUCGCAAAACGAAUGGGCCUACAUCACCACAAAGAAGUGGACGCCGAAAAAUUCAGAAGCCUCUUAGGAGAGCUGGUCGAUUCUCAAACAAGAAUAUUCGAUUCUGAUAGAAAUUAUUGUGGUCUGUGCAAACUACUGAUUAAAAAGGUUCAACUUUUUGGAUUGCGUAUCAGCAAGGUAGCAGAAUUCAUAUGCAGAAUCUACGUUCUAUUCACUACAUUGACUUUUAAUGGAUUUUGUAAGCAGAUUAUAGAUCUUAAUUUGCCUGUUCUGGAGUACGUCGUCAACAACAGUCAAAUCUUGGAUCCAGAAUUGGCCUGUACGAUCCUUCUACAAACGAAAGAGUGUUACUAUCCUAAACCAGCACUUUCUUGGGUGACAGUUUUGCCUGAGACAACACCUAAAUAUCCAAAUAAUUCUAGAGAUCCAACUAAGAAACCUUUGAAAAUUCUUCACUUAACUGACCCACAUAUUUCACUGGAUUAUGAAUAUAAGGGUGUAGUUAACUGUGGCUUUCCGGUAUGUUGUAAGAAAGGGUUGGGAAAUAAAAUAAAAGGACAAAAUGCUGGUUAUUGGGGAGAAUAUGAUUGUGACAUUCCUCCUUGGCUAUAUGGCAAUACGCUACAACAUAUCAAACACACUCAUAAAGACUUAGACUACAUUUAUUUUACUGGAGAUAUCAUCGACCAUGAAGUCUGGAACUCAUCAGUUCAAUCAAAUACAGUGCGAAUUAACCUAGCUUAUAAAGCGUUAAAGGAUACUUUUACAAUUCCAGUGUAUCCUAUAAUUGGAAACCAUGAAUCUACUCCACUGAAUUUGUAUGCCCCCGAUAAAGAAGAAAUAGUUGCAAAAGGUCUAUCUACUAACUGGUUGUAUGAUCUAAUGGCGAAGCUAUGGAGUCCAUGGUUACCUGAGAGUGCAUUGAAGACAGUUCGUCGACAAGGGUACUACGCUUAUUCGGUUAACGAUAAAUUGAAGAUUAUUGGAUUAAACAAUAAUGUCUGCUAUAAUUUUAAUUGGUGGUUGUUAUUAGAAACGGAGUAUCUAAAUGAGCAGCUACAAUUUCUGAUCCAAGAACUAGAAGAAUCAGAGCAGAAGGGGCAAUUCGUACACAUCCUUGGUCAUGUAUCGGUCGGUAAUCAAGAAUGUAUAGAGCCUUGGGAGAAGAGCUACAAUGAAAUUGUUAGAAGAUAUGCUCAUAUUAUAAAAGGACAGUUUGUUGGCCAUACUCACACUGACGAACUCAAAAUAUUCUACGACAAGCAUAACAAACCUAUAAACAUGGCUUUCAAUGGAGCAAGUUUAACACCCUAUGUAAAAUAUAAUCCGAAUUUCAAAGUAAUGACUGUUGAUCCGGUAAAUUUUGAUAUCCUUGAAAUUGAGACAUACUAUUUUAAUUUAACCGAAGCUAAUCUCCGGCCAGACACGAGUCCUGCCUGGAAAAAGUUAUAUUCCAUGAAAAAAGCCUACAAUCUACCAGAUCUAUCUCCGACAAGUUUUGAUGUCUUGGCAGAUAAGUUGUUUAACGAUACAAAUUUAGCGAAAUUAUAUUUUGAGUACUACGUCAGGCGUGGGGAUCCAUCUCUUAAAGAAGGCUGUGAUAAAAAUUGCCUUGAUGAAAUACGUUGCAAAAUUGUUACUACACAGUCUCUACAUCCGCAAAAAGAACAGUGCCUUAACUAGGCACUGCUUUUCUAGGCAAUAGGUUUAUUAAUUUAUUGUUAUGUUAAAAUUAGUCAAAUAAAAGUUAUUAUUAAGCAAUUAAA
Messenger RNA from Diabrotica virgifera virgifera (western corn rootworm), 2368 nucleotides. Its product is annotated as sphingomyelin phosphodiesterase 1. Gene Ontology annotation, molecular function: acid sphingomyelin phosphodiesterase activity. The record is from RefSeq and is a predicted model, not a curated record. Lineage: Eukaryota; Metazoa; Arthropoda; Insecta; Coleoptera; Chrysomelidae. Gene Ontology annotation, cellular component: lysosome. The transcript has 12 exons. The coding region runs from base 210 to 2285 and encodes 691 amino acids. Gene Ontology annotation, biological process: sphingomyelin catabolic process; ceramide biosynthetic process.